This is a messenger RNA of Apiotrichum porosum, 873 nucleotides long. RefSeq lists its product as uncharacterized. Bases 1 to 873 code for a protein of 290 amino acids. Gene Ontology annotation, molecular function: acetylpyruvate hydrolase activity. The record is from RefSeq and is a predicted model, not a curated record. The transcript is spliced from 3 exons. NCBI's taxonomy places the organism in Eukaryota, Fungi, Basidiomycota, Tremellomycetes, Trichosporonales, Trichosporonaceae.
AUGGCAUCGUACGCGCGUCUCAUCCGCUUCGUCCCCAAGGGCUCGACCACCACCCUCAUCGGUGAGCCCGUCGACGCCAACCUCGACGUUGGUGUCGCCAGCUACGAGGGCAAGCCCAUCGAGGUCAACGUCUUCUCGGGCUCGUCGGUCCUCUCGCCAGGUGAGAAGACUGGCAAGACCGAGACCGUCGACAGGAUCCUCUCCCCUAUCGCCAUGAGCGAGACCGGCACCAUCCGCUGCAUUGGCCUCAACUACCUCUCGCACGCCGAGGAGGUCCACAUGGCGGUCCCCACCGUCCCCACCGUGUUCAUGAAGCCCGCCCAGGCCCUCGCCGACCCCUUCCCCGCCCCCACCAUCAUCCCCAAGUCGUUCGUCAAGGACAACGCCGCCGACUACGAGUCCGAGCUCGUCCUUGUCAUUGGCAAGGACGCCAAGAACGUUUCGGAGGAGGACGCUCUCGAGUACCUUGCUGGCUACACCGCGUGCAACGACGUCUCGUCCCGCGAGGCCCAGUUCGCGACCACCCAGUGGUCCUACUCCAAGUCGUUUGACGGCGCCUGCCCCAUCGGCCCCGCCUUUGUCCCCAAGGAGGCCGUCAAGGACCUCAAGGAGGUCACCAUCGAGGGCAUCCUCAACGGCCAGACUGUCCAGAAGAGCAAGAUGGACGACCUGAUCUUUGGCGUCCCCAAGAUCAUCUCGUUCCUCUCGCAGGGCUCCACCCUCCCCAAGGGCACCAUCAUCAUCACCGGUACUCCCGCCGGUGUCGGAUGGGGCGCCAACCCCCGCCGCCUCCUCAAGGACGGUGGCGAGUUCCGUGUCUCGAUCAGCCACGGCGUGGGUACCCUCAUCAACAAGAUUGUUGAGGAGAAGUAA